Messenger RNA from Parnassius mnemosyne (clouded apollo), 744 nucleotides. NCBI's taxonomy places the organism in Eukaryota, Metazoa, Arthropoda, Insecta, Lepidoptera, Papilionidae. The record is from the annotation of a GenBank genome assembly.
AUGGGAGACUUUAUAAAAGGUUUACUUUUAUCGAUUUUGUCAGAAAAAUGCUACGACCAGUAUUUUCUCAAAUAUAAUUUUCUUGACGUCCCAUGUUUCAAAAGCACUUUGAGCAAAGGUCUUGGAAUUGGAAUAAUCGCUGGAUCUAUAUUGGUGAAAGUUCCACAAAUAUUGAAAAUACUUGGUAGUAAAAGUGCUGAUGGUAUCAAUGUGUAUGGAGUAUAUUUGGAACUAUUUGCCAUUACAGCAAAUUUUGCCUAUAGUUAUGUUAUGAACUUUCCUUUUAGUGCUUGGGGUGAAGGAACAUUUCUUGCUAUUCAAACGGCAAUUAUUGCAGCUCUAGUACUACAUUACAGAGGAAGUUCAAUAAAAGCAGGAUCAUUUUUAGCUAUUUACAUUGGAGUUGUUUCAACACUUGUUAGUGAUUAUACACCUAAAGAUGUUUUAUGGUUAAUGCAAGCAUUGAAUGUGCCCAUAAUUGUUGUUGCAAAGGCGAUUCAAGUAAUUACAAACUACAAAAAUGGUAGUACAGGCCAAUUGUCAGCUGUCACCUGUUUGUUGUUGUUUGGUGGAAGCAUUGCCAGAAUAUUUACAUCUAUUCAAGAGACUGGAGACUUUAUUAUGAUACUUACAUAUUGUGUGUCUACUGCUGCUAAUGCAGCUUUGGUAUUGCAACUCUUCUGGUACUGGAAUAAUGACAAGACUAGCAAGAACAAAAAUAGGAAAAAGAAGAAGCGAGCAUAG